This is a messenger RNA of Cladocopium goreaui, 183 nucleotides long. Lineage: Eukaryota; Dinophyceae; Suessiales; Symbiodiniaceae. The record is from the annotation of a GenBank genome assembly.
AUGAUCACCAACAAGGUAUAUUUUGAUGUCUCUAUUGGAGGAAAACCUGCAGGGCGCAUUGUCAUGGGCCUCUAUGGCAAGAAGGUUCCCAAGACUGUGGAAAACUUCCGUGCGUUGUGUACGGGCGAGAAGGGUUUUGGAUACAAAAGCUCCAAGUUCCACCGAGUGAUCAAGGACGCUUAG